Gasterosteus aculeatus aculeatus (three-spined stickleback) is the source of this 1732-nucleotide messenger RNA. It is a transcript of the gene mlf1, whose product is annotated as myeloid leukemia factor 1. The record is from RefSeq and is a predicted model, not a curated record. NCBI's taxonomy places the organism in Eukaryota, Metazoa, Chordata, Actinopteri, Perciformes, Gasterosteidae.
UUACCGAGGCUGCGCGGUGUGUGUGUGUGUGUGCGUGCUGCUGGGACACCUGUGGCAGAACGGAUUAUUUUUACGAAAAUCUGAACCUCGUGUUUUGUUUAGAGCCUCAAAAUCCGUGGAAAUGUUCAACAGUAAUCGUGUGGAUUUCGAUGAGGAUCCGUUCUUCUCGGAUCCAUUACGGGCUCACAGGGAACAUAUGCGGCAGAUGAUGCGCAGCUUCUCCGAGCCGUACGGUGGGCCCGUAAUGCCCAGCAUAAUGGACGGGAGAAACUAUGCCCGUGACAUGUCAGAACAUCCAAGCUCGUCCCUGGCACUGAGGGGUGAACACGGGGAAAUGACCAGGAACCCUCUCGGCAUGUUCGACAACGUGAUGUCGAGCAUGAGAAACCGGAUGCAGGAGAUGCACAGGCACUUUGGGAACGCGUCCGCGGAUUCAAACACCUGCACCUUCAGCUCCUCGUCAGUCAUGACCUACUCAAAGGUCGGAACUGAGCCUCCCAAGGUCUUCCAGGCGAGCUCAUCGACACGCCGCGCCCCUGGAGGGAUAAAGGAGACCCUGCAAGCGGUUAAAGACUCUGAGAGCGGUCUGGAGAAGAUGUGCAUUGCUCACCACAUCAAGGACAGGGGACAUGUUGUUGAGAAGAAAUACAACAAAAAAACAGGACAGAAGGAGCUCAACCAGGACUUCCAGAAUAUGGAUGAAUCUGAAGCACAGUCUUUUGAUGACGAGUGGCAGCAGGGGGUGUCCAGGUUUCCAAGACCGCCAGGCCCGAUGUUUAGCCUAGAGGAACCGGAGAUCUGUGGUGUUUCCCCGGCCGCCCUCACCGGUUCUGAACAGGAGCUCAGUGACCAAUCAAAGGGCGAGAUUGAGCGUGAGAGACACCUCAAAGGCUCGUGCUCAACAAAGCAGUGACACAUUUGUUUAUGUGCUUAUUAAAGCCUUUUAAGAAUAAUGCAGUACACUCGGGUUGUCUGUAACACCACACACACACGCACCCUGUCAUUAAAUGGACAGGACCACAAGGCACUGUCCCAGAUUUUGAAACAAAGAUAAGACAGUUAUUUCUGCUGCCCAUUUUCCAAAGUAUUCUAAACAAUAGCACUUGAAACCCGCUGAAGAUUUCUGCCCCAAUACUGUGAAAAUGUUGCUCUUUAAUGGGUGAAAUGACUCCUUCCAUCUUACUGACAUGUUCAAUCUUAGCAUUUUGGUGCUGCUCAGGAGCAGUUGAGUUUGAAAACAUCCGAGAAUCAGGUGUCUGUGGUGUCGUGGCUCUGCAGCAAACCAGCAGUGUCACCAGGAUUCAUUCUCUUAUAUGCUUCCAGAACAUAAGUCAUUUAUUUAUAUUUGGCGUUCGGAUGAUACCAUCUAUUAUUGUCAUUGCCAUUUUCAUAAUACAACACCGCACACAAUGUGCUGACUGUUUGAAAUCCCCUAAUGCACUUAGACGAUGUCUAAAUUGUUUUUUUUGUAAUUAUACUGUCUAGUACCUGAUUCUCCAAAUAUGUAAUGUUUUUUAUCUGCUGUAAUCAUUGUAAAAAGAAAAAUACUUUUCCCUUUUUAUGUUGUUUUGGUGUCUUUGUUGUUUUUCAUCUGAUGCUUUGUGCUGCGUAGCACAGUAUCUUAACGACGUCUGGAUUAUUCUCUAUAAUUCUAGUUUAGUUGUUUUAUUAAGCUUUAAAAAUAAGUUGUCAACAACUAUUAUGGUCUGAAAAUAAAAAUACAAGAAAUUGA